AUGUAUGCACACUCUAAUCCAUAUCUAGUGCCAGAGGUCCGCAGCGUGCGUAUCUACGAAAAAAUCGUACCUCAGCGCGAUACCAGAAGAACAGUAUCACCCAGUAUUGGUAUAAACUCCAAGACGGCUGGAAUUUCAGCAAAAUGUACUACAGGCUCAGCAUCACCAUUUCAAGUGUCAUUAAAACGUAACAAAAAUAUAGUCAACAGUAAAAAACCAAACACUUUUGAGAGGUAUCAACCCAUAGUAUCCACAACUGCAUCGCAGGCAUUGCGUAAUAUACUUGCAAAUGCAGUAUCUACAUCACCGUCUGGAGCAGAUUUGUUUUCAAAAACAUCAAAAUUACAGCAUUCUCAAUCACCAACAGCCUUGGGAUCGGAUCAGCAUUCAUUAGCACGACCCCUUUAUCGACAAGGAUCUAGACCUACAUCCGCAGUAUCUACAAAAAAAUCUUCAGCUGCUUCCACUUUAAUAUAUCAUGAACCUAUUUCACCUAAUGAUCGACAACAGACAUUGACAGAGGAGAAAUCACGGGAACAGUCGCUUGCCACAGCAAAUAAAAUAUAUAAACGAUUGCAUGGAAACUCCUUGACCGUAUCAAAUGAAAGUCAGCGCAAUGUCACAUUUUCAGAAUCAAUUGUAAAUGGAAUUCUUGUGACUAGACCGGUGGGAUUACAAGGACAGCAGGUGCAAAAUAUACAGAACCCGCGAUUGUGUGGAGGAAGCACUGCAGCUCAAUCUGCAUUUCAAACACUAGGAUAUGAGGCUCCACUGAUGCAGAAUACAUGGAAAAAUCAAUCAGAAGGCAUCAACCCAAGUCAUUCAAACUCUGUUUCAAUUCCUCGCAAAGACAUGGUGAUUCAUGUUUACGACGAAGCUCGCAAUGUCAUGCGCGAUUUUCAUUGCAAGAAAUCACUUUUACUGCGUGAGAUGAAGUAUUUUGAAUCAUGUUUGUCUGAAAAAACCUUAAAGGCAGAUAUUAUUGAAAUAGAUGUUCACUGCGAUGUACAUGUGUUUGAAUGGCUGAUUCUAUUUAUUACAAAGCAGCAAGUACAGCUAGGUCAGCUGCUAAUGGGACGACUUGCCAAGUUAUUUCAGCCAGAUGAACUGCACCAUAUCAAUGACACACACGACAAAAUCAAAAGGCAUGCUUGA
Batrachochytrium dendrobatidis JAM81 is the source of this 1155-nucleotide messenger RNA. RefSeq lists its product as uncharacterized. The coding region runs from base 1 to 1155 and encodes 384 amino acids. The transcript has 6 exons. NCBI's taxonomy places the organism in Eukaryota, Fungi, Chytridiomycota, Chytridiomycetes, Rhizophydiales. The record is from RefSeq and is a predicted model, not a curated record. Gene Ontology annotation, molecular function: protein binding.